AUGUCUUUGGUUGGCACAUUACGGGGCGACUUACCGCAGCAGACGCGAUCACUGUAUCGACAGCUUCUGCGCCAGAGCAAAGAGUUUAGCUCCUACAAUUUCCGCGAAUAUGCGAAGCGACGGACCCGAGAUGCCUUUCGAGAAAAUGCUGCGGUAGAUGAUCCCCGCAGGAUCCAGGAGCUGAUCCAGAAGGGGCUCAAGGAGCUUCAGAUGAUGAAGCGACAAACAGUCAUCGGACAGUUCUACAAGAUGGAUCGGUUAGUGGUGGAGGGAGGACAGUCGGGCAAGGAAACGGGUAAAUCAGGCGAGAUAGUACGGCAAAAGGAGCAGGGGUGA
This is a messenger RNA of Trichoderma reesei QM6a, 336 nucleotides long. RefSeq lists its product as uncharacterized. Lineage: Eukaryota; Fungi; Ascomycota; Sordariomycetes; Hypocreales; Hypocreaceae. Gene Ontology annotation, cellular component: L-cysteine desulfurase complex; mitochondrion. The record is from RefSeq and is a predicted model, not a curated record. Bases 1 to 336 code for a protein of 111 amino acids. Gene Ontology annotation, biological process: iron-sulfur cluster assembly. The transcript is spliced from 4 exons.